AUGUCGUAUAUAUUACUUUUUUUAUUAUUUGGUUCAAAUGUAAUGAUUUUUGCUGAACCACCUUUGAUAAUUGAUCGUAUAAAAGAACGUUUAGAAAAUUCAGCUCAACAAUUAUCAAUAGAAAAACUUGUCGAAUUACCUAAUGCUACAUCUUAUUUAAAUAAUUAUCUUACAAAAAAUUCACCACAUAUAAUGGAUUUAAAUGAUCAAUUAACAAAAAUAAUACAAGAAUGGAGUCCACGUCUUUUAGCACUUGAUCCAACAUGUCCAUAUUAUUUUUCAAAAUUUAAUAAUAUUUCAUUACCUGAACAUGAUCGUAAUCUUCUUUCAUAUUUACAAGCAAUUGAAUCAAAGCAAACAACUGCUUAUCCAUUUGUUAAUAUUUUACCACAAUCAUAUCGUAAUGCUAUUCCACUUUUAUCGAUUUUUCGUUGUAGUGAAUUAGUUUAUUCAAAACCCAAGUUAUUUUUUCAUAAUAUUGAACUUAUUAUUGGUCCUGGUCAAGAUGAAUUAUCAUUAGAACGACAAUCAAAUAUGUUUUCACAAUUAUAUUGUUCACUUUAUGGUUGGCCACAAUUUAUUCUUAUUAAUCAAACAAAACAAUCAAUGAUUACAUAUGAUUCAGAAACUUUACUUUCACAAGAUAAUCUUGCUGAUAUUGAAUAUUUUUCAACAAGUUUAGCACCUGGUCAUUGUUUAUUUGUACCAUCUGAUUGGGUUACAGGUGCUCAACUUAAUAAUAGUAUUUCAAUAGUUUUUACAUUAAAAAAAAUUGAAAAACCAAUUGUAAAUGAAAAUAAUGAUAAUCUAUUACCAUGUACCCAUACUGGUGCAGCAGUAUUAGAAACAAUUGAAUUUACUAUUAUCGAUACAUUCAAUAUUAGUGACAUUGGUUUAAUAGUUUACUUUUAUCAAUAUCUUAAUCCUCCAAUGUUCGAUAGAGAAUAUACACGUGAAACAUUUUUUGAUCAUUUUCGAGAAGAUCAAAAUGUUUCAAAAUUAAUUAUGAACUGGACACCAGAAUUAACCAAGCUUAUUAAAAACACACUUUUUGACGACCUUGAUAUAAAUAAUGAUGGAAAAUUUAGUGCAGAUGAUUAUUUUGAUAUUAAACAAACAGGUAUGCAACGAAUACAAAAUUCUAUUUAUGAUAUACUUGAAACAUUACGUCAAAUUGUUCUUACACAAUUUAAUGAAUUAAAUGCAACAAUAAUAAAAAUGACUGAAAAAUUUGAAAAUGUUGGAAUGAACGAAAAUAUGAAUGACGAUCUUGAAGAUUUAAUUAAAAAUUUACCUGAAUCAGUUAAAGAACAAUUAAAAAAAAAUAAUGUUAGUCUUGAAGAUGCUUUACAUAAACUUAAAAAAGAUAAACCUAAACGACCAUCAAUAGAUAAACAACGUGUAAGAGAAGAUGAUGCUUCAAUACUUUUUGAAAAAGAACAACUUGAAGAAUUAAUAGAAACUCUUGAUCUUGAUCAAGAAGAAGAAAUUACAGCCGAACCAAUUAUUAAUGAAGAUGAACCUCCUCAUCGAACUGAUCUAUGA
Messenger RNA from Rotaria sp. Silwood2, 1545 nucleotides. The record is from the annotation of a GenBank genome assembly. NCBI's taxonomy places the organism in Eukaryota, Metazoa, Rotifera, Eurotatoria, Philodinida, Philodinidae.